UUGUUUUGGUUGCUAAGCUAGGUGGCACAGGCUAUCACCUAAUAUAAAGGGUACAGCCGUUAGCAUCCACUUGUCUAUCCGGUUUUCUCCAGAACCGUAUUGGCCGUAUAUCAUAUACGGCUCUACCAGCUCUACCGUAUAUGGUUUUCUCAAGCUUGUCCUGGAAAGCCAGUUGUGUUGGUUGUGUCGUCGUGUUUCGUCGUCGUUCCCGCCAAUUCCUUCCGCACUGUUUUCCAAAACGAACUCCGGGGUUUGGGAGUACAUGCAAGCACUGUGAUGAGCUACUACAUAGUGGAAUUUCUCAAAGACAAGAGCACAUAUGUGGUGCCCUCUUGGUGGACUGCAAAGGAAGGAGAAAAAAUAACUUGUUUAUGGCCAUCAGAUGCUUCGAAACUAACCAUCUGUAAACUAAUCAAGAAAAAGGCCCCUACUCAAAGUACAUGGGAGCAACUGGAUAUUAGGAUUCUGCACACAAAAAACACUUUUGAAGAUGCCUUGAAAAAACUGGACACAGCUGAGCAAACGUCCGACUUAGAAACUGAAGACAGUGAAAUGGAGAAGCGGUCUAGGAGAAAGCGCAAAAGGAUUGUACUAUCCGACGAUAGUGGAAGUGAAGAAGUCAACGACUUUGACUUAUGGCCGAUGCCUUCUCCGCCACCUUACGCAUGCCCACCAGAGAGACACUCCCAGCCGACAAUGUCAACCCACUCAGGUACACCAAUGCCGUCGAGAGAGAGUGGAAUGUCAUUGCGCAACAGCCCUGAAAGACACUCCCAGCCGACCAUGUCGACCCACUCAGGUGCACCAAUCCCGUCGAGAGGGAGUGGACUGUCAUUCCGCAACAGCCCUGAAAGACACUCCGAGCCGACCAUGUUGACCCACUCAGGUGCACCAAUCCCGUCGAAAGGGAGUGGAGUGUCAUUCCGCUACAGCCCUGGUAUGGCAACGUUUGAGAAUGUUGAUCUCGGAAGUUAUAGUUUUGUUUUGUGUCGUGUCAUUCUUCAACACUUGAAACAAAACAUGGUCCUUAUUCAAUACUGCUACGCAGUGCUCAAAAAAUGCACAUUGAUCAAGCAGUCUUGUUCCCUGGCACGUACUGUAUUUGCAGAGAGACACUACCAGCCGACCAUGUCGACCCACUCAAGUGCACUGGGCCUGUCAAGGGAGCGUGGAGUGUUGUUGCAUGAGAGCUCUGAGAGACACUCCCAGCCGACUAUGUCGACCCACUCAAGUGCACCGGCCCUGUCGAGGGAGCAUGGAGUGUCGUUACACGCGAGCUCUGAACGACGCUACCAGCCAACCAUGUCUGCCCACUCAAGUGCACCGGCCCUGUCGAGGGAGCACGGAGUGUUGUUCCACGAGAGCUCUGAGAGAGACUCCCAGCCGACCAUGUCGACCUACUCAAGUGCUCCAGUCCUGUCGAGGAAGCAUGGUGAUGAUUACAACGCUUGCAGCAUCAGAAAUUUGUUGUUGAAGCUUCAGGCUCGUCAGCUGGCCUUUGAGGAGAAAGUGCUUCACAACCACGCCCAGAUACUUUCAGAAGUUAAACAAUUUCGGAGGAUGUUAGUGGCCCACGGCAAAACUUCGAAGCCCGUCAGGCUUCCUGAGGACUGCCCCAAAAUCCCAGCAACGAACAUAAGUGAACUCUUGGACAUUGAGAGAUACCUGGAAAAGGAAUCCAACAUGGAGGCACUGGUGCAUUUCUUUUCGAAAAAAGGGGGAAAUGACCACAACGAUUGCGUCAGGGCGGUUCUUGGGGAUCUGGUGGCCAACGAAGCAGCCCUUCAGCUGAGUUGGAAAGGGUCUGGCGGCACUAAAGGAAGCUUUCAGAAGUUUGAACAGAUACUGAGCCUCAUACUGAGUUCUGUAAAGGACCAUGACUGUGUCGGGACUGCCACACUAACCUCUGUAAAGAAGGUGGUGAAACCCUGGCUAGCAGGCGCGGGAGACAGACGUGGGGGACGUAACAGACGACGGAAGGCUUCCUGUGCGCCCGAGUGAACAUUGAAUCAAUGAAAGGCUUCCCAUGCGCUGAAGUGAAGGUUGCACUUAUCGUUUUGUUUAAUUUUUUUUAAUUAUUGCUGGUUUAGGUCACCAUUUCUCUUAAAUUCUUUAGAAUAUUUUAUUUAAUGUUGGUUUAGCUCACCAGUUCUUUGAACAUCAUUUUAAUUUUUUUUAAUUACUGCUGGUUUAGCUCACUAUUACUUUCAAUAUUCAAGACAUCUUUCUUUUAAUUUUUUCAUUCCAAUUAUCACAUUGUGUUUUAAAUUUGUUUAUUGCUGGUUCAACUCACCAUUUCGUUGAACAUUGCAGAUAUUGCUUCAUCUUAAUUUUUUUAUUUACUGCUGGUUUAGCUCACCAUUACUUUGAACAUUCCAGAUAUUGCUUUGUUUAAAAUAUUUUAUUUGUUGUUGGUCUAGUCCACUAUUUCUUAUUGUUGGUUUAGUCCACUAUUUUUUAUUGUUGGUUUAGUCCACCAUUUCUUUCG
This is a messenger RNA of Ixodes scapularis (black-legged tick), 2488 nucleotides long. RefSeq lists its product as uncharacterized. The transcript has 15 exons. NCBI's taxonomy places the organism in Eukaryota, Metazoa, Arthropoda, Arachnida, Ixodida, Ixodidae. Bases 277 to 2001 code for a protein of 574 amino acids. The record is from RefSeq and is a predicted model, not a curated record.